AUGAUGUACGUGGAUGCAGGAAAUGACAUAGACUUUCGGCAUAAUUGGUUAAGGCUCAAGCGAUCCUCGCCUAUUCAAGCGCAGCCAGAAUUCGACGGCUUAAGGAACGGAAAAUACGUGAUUCCAGGGUCUGGCAAAGUCUAUGUUUGUCAGAGAAACGACAUGCUCGACUGGGGAUUUCAAACGCAACUAGCUGGGGCUGAGGGUAAGAGAAGCACGAUUGAAGAUGUGACCCAUGAUGCAUAA
This is a messenger RNA of Paracoccidioides brasiliensis Pb18, 246 nucleotides long. RefSeq lists its product as uncharacterized. The coding region runs from base 1 to 246 and encodes 81 amino acids. The transcript is spliced from 2 exons. The record is from RefSeq and is a predicted model, not a curated record.